GUUUGGUUCAAAUUUUAACUAGCAAGUUGGCUUUUCCUUGCUUUAUUUUACAAACAACCAUUGCGAUUUAUCUUCUUUGUCUCUGGUUUAAUCUGUUCUUCUCUUGCUUCAAAUUAUUCAAAUGAAGCUCAAGAUAAGAUUGCGGAUUUUGAGAUGAAGCUCAUGGACAUUGAUAGCGAGCAUCUUGGAAUUCCAGAAGCAGAAUAUGAAGCCAUUGUAAGGAUGCCAUCAACUGAAUUUGCAAGGAUUUGCAAAGAUCUCAGCACCAUUGGCGAUACUGUUGUAAUAUCUGUGACAAAAGAAGGUGUGAAGUUCUCCACUAGAGGUGAUAUUGGGACAGCAAAUAUUGUUUGCAGGCAGAAUACCUCAGUAGACAAGCCAGAAGAAGCCACCAUCAUAGAAAUGCAGGAACCAGUUUCAUUGACCUUUGCCCUGCGGUACAUGAACUCCUUCACAAAGGCCACUCCAUUGGCAAACCAAGUGACAAUCAGCAUGUCAUCAGAUCUACCGGUGGUGGUUGAAUACAAAGUUGCAGAAAUGGGAUACAUCAGGUUCUAUUUGGCUCCCAAAAUUGAAGAAGAUGAGGAGACUGCAGCUCACGCACCAAGCCAACCUAACACCGAGGUUAAGCCUAAAGUGAAAGUGGAGUAUCAGCCACAAGAGAUUGACCUUGAAGAGGCAAGCAAGCCUCUAGUUGAAAACAAGACUGAAGUGGCGGCCAAACUUGAGACUGAAACUAAUGGUGAGGUUGCAAUCAUCGAUGUGAAAAUGGAGUCUAAGCCUCUAGAAGGGACUGACCUUGAAAAGGAAGGCAAGCCUCUGGUUGAAAGCAAGACUAAAUUGGAGACCAAUGGUGAAGUUGAAGUCAUGGAUGUUGAGUAGUCUUAACUAACAGGACUUUUAUCGCUUCCAUCAAGGAUGUCAUUUUUGAUGCUGGUAAUUUGUGAGGAAGUACCAGGCCUUGAAGACGAGUUCUAAUUUUUGUAUGCUAGAUGAAAGUAUACAUGGAAGUGCUAAAUGUUUUGGCAUUAUAAAACUAGUGGACAGCAGACUUCUAUGUGCAAUGCAUUGACAGGAAAUAUGCAGUAGGAAUCAAAUUGACGAGUUUGUAGAGGUCGUACUUGUAAAAACAUGCCUUUUCUUCUCUAUGCCUUUCCCAUUUCCAAACGCCAGAUAUGGUGAUGCUCUUGCCUGGUUAGUUAUGGCAAUCCAAUAGUACGUUGUGUCAAAGUCUGG
This is a messenger RNA of Ilex paraguariensis (yerba mate), 1236 nucleotides long. The record is from the annotation of a GenBank genome assembly. NCBI's taxonomy places the organism in Eukaryota, Viridiplantae, Streptophyta, Magnoliopsida, Aquifoliales, Aquifoliaceae.